This is a messenger RNA of Tricharina praecox, 3230 nucleotides long. Its product is annotated as kinase-like domain-containing protein. The coding region runs from base 127 to 2745 and encodes 872 amino acids. Gene Ontology annotation, molecular function: 1-phosphatidylinositol-3-kinase activity. The record is from RefSeq and is a predicted model, not a curated record. NCBI's taxonomy places the organism in Eukaryota, Fungi, Ascomycota, Pezizomycetes, Pezizales, Pyronemataceae. Gene Ontology annotation, biological process: phosphatidylinositol-3-phosphate biosynthetic process; autophagy of peroxisome; phosphatidylinositol-mediated signaling. The transcript is spliced from 8 exons. Gene Ontology annotation, cellular component: endosome; phosphatidylinositol 3-kinase complex, class III, type I; cytoplasm.
GCGGCGGGAACGAAGCUCUUCAACGCCAUGGACAAGGUUCGGGCACUGCAAUAGAGUUGGAUAAGCCAUACCCCACGACAACUUACAAAAGUUUCAACCGACGGCAAAACUAAACCUGGACCCGACAUGACUGGUUCUACAGCUCCAGCGACAGAAGGCACCACGGUGGCGCCUUCACAGAGCAAGAUGGACGCCUACAUGUUCGCGACCUCUCGAGAGCUGGGAACACUACAGCUUAGCGUACGAAUAGACACGCUCGAGGGAUCCCGCGCGCCGCUCCCGUAUACCACUCUCGUGGCGCAUCCAGAGCUCAAGCACAUCGGCGCCAAUACGAGCUCCCAUUCGGACCUGUACCUGACAGUGCAGGUAUGGGCCGACAGCAAGCCGUUGACGGUUCCAGUACAGACCUCGUACCGCGCCUUCAAAGCGCAGCGAACAUGGAUGGAAUGGCUUCCGCUUCCCGUGCGAUACUGCGAUCUUCCGCUUUCGGCGCAGCUGGCGAUCACGAUCUGGGAUCUGGCCGGGCCGCAAAAUACAGUGCCGUUUGGAGGGACGACGAUACGCUUGUUCGAGAAGGAUCACACGCUGAAGAAUGGGAGGCAGAAGUGUAAGGUCUGGAUGGGUGUCGCUGCCGAUGGGUUGACGGAUACUACUACUCCGAGUCCGGUUGAGACUGGUAAUGAGAUGGACCGGCUGGAGAAGUUGGUCAAGAAACAUGAGCUCAAAGAGCUUCCGCGUGUCGAUUGGCUCGACCACCUUGUCUUCCGCGAGAUCGAACGGAUCAACAAGCAGGCUUCAGGCAAGUCAAAAGACGAACACUACCUAUUUAUCGACCUUCAACGCUUCGAUUUGCCAAUCGUCUACUCCGAACACGAAUACACGUUGCUGCCUGGUCAAGGUAUCGCUCCAAAUAGCAUGUCACCUCCGAACACAGCGGCUGCGGGCAACACACAGCGCCAAGUGCAAGCCGUCGGGGAUGGAGCGUCCAGCUCGGGGCUACCGCGACUGGGCUUCAAGGUGUUCGAUCCGGAGGCUACGAGGGAUAAUCCGGCGGAGUCGAAGCACCGACGAUUAGUCCGGUCCCAUCGCAACGGAAUCAUCGACCGAGACUUAAGACCCAAUGCUAAGAUCAGGGACGAGCUCGGCGAGAUCCUAAACUACGGACCGACGCAGGAGCUUACAUCGGAAGAGAAGGACUUGAUAUGGAAGUUCCGGUUCUACCUCACUAGGGACAAACGAGCACUCACGAAAUUUGUUAAGAGUGUAGCAUGGGGCGAUCCAUCCGAGAGUAAAUUCGCGGUGCGACUGAUACCGGAGUGGACCGAAAUCGACGUGGAUGAUGCGCUGGAGCUUUUGGGCCCGAAUGUGCACAAUAUGGAAGUCCGGGCGUAUGCUGUGGACCGACUGCGGGCCGCGGACGACGAGGAAUUGCAGCUGUACCUCCUGCAGCUUGUCCAGGCUCUCAAAUUCGAAGCCAUACGGCCGGACGCUCAUGUCGACGCUGUGAAAGAGUCCAGCUUGGUGAAGUUCCUGAUUAGUAGAGCGUGCAAUAACGAGGUUCUGGGUAGUUUCUUGCACUGGUAUCUAGUCGUCGAGACGGAAGACCCCGAUGGCGAGCGUAAGAAGCUGUACACCAAAAUCGCGUGGGAAUUUCAGGUUGCGCUGAGUCAAUUGCCGGAUGGUGAGAAAAGACGUGCUGUGAUGAAGCGUCAGGGAGACUUCGUGUUUAUGAUUGGGGAAACGGCGAAGGAGAUCCAGGCCGUCCGGGAUCGAACUAAAAAAGAGGAUAAGCUGAAAGAGCUGUUGAGGGAUCCUGCGCAUGAAAUGCUUUCGUUCGAGCCCAUACCACUGCCGUUGGACCCUAGUGUGAAUAUCAUUGGAUGUUUUCCUGAGAAUUCGAUGGUGUUCAAGUCAUCGCUCUUCCCUGUGCUCCUUCAUCUCAAAACAGAUAAAGACGAACAUUACCCCAUCAUAUUCAAGUCCGGAGACGACCUUCGACAAGAUCAGCUCGUGAUUCAGAUCAUCAUCCUGAUGGAUAGACUCCUUCGGAAGGAAAACCUCGAUCUCAAACUCACGCCGUACAGAAUUCUCGCAACAAGCGCCUUCACCGGAAUCGUGCAAUUUGUGCCGAGUAUGAGUCUGGCAGCCAUCGAAGAGGGGAAACGGUCUCCGGCGGGUGUGCUACCGUAUCUGAGGAGCACAUUCCCGGAUCCGACGCAAGACCUGGGGGUCAAGGCGGAGAUCAUGGAUACCUAUGUCAAGAGUUGUGCGGGAUACUGCGUUAUCACGUAUCUACUAGGCGUUGGCGAUCGACAUCUUGACAACCUCUUGCUGACGGCUGAUGGCCACUUCUUCCACGCCGACUUUGGUUUUAUCCUUGGGCGAGACCCCAAGCCCUUCUCUCCGCUGAUGAAGGUGUGCAAAGAGAUGAUCGAUGGCAUGGGCGGCACACAGUCCGACAACUACCAUCGCUUCCGCUCGUACUGCUACACGGCGUACAUCACGCUCCGCAAGAGCGCGAAUCUGAUCCUCAACCUUUUCGCGCUGAUGGUGGACGCCAAUAUUCCUGACAUCAGAUUGGAGCCGGAUAAGGCGGUUUUUAAGGUUAAGGAGAGGUUCUGCUUGGAGCUUAGCGAAGAGCAGGCGAUCACGCAUUUCAAAAACCUCAUCGAUGAUAGUAUGAACUCGGUUUUGCCGGUACUUAUGGAUCGCGUCCAUGGCAUCGCGCAGAGGUGGAGGAAAUAGCGUAGGUAAUCUUUCAUAUGUAUUUCUUGGGGUUGAGUGGAUAUACUUAGGAUUGUCUGUCCAUGAUGAAUGGGCUCUUUCAUGUGAUGUCACUCGGUUUAUCGAACCGUCAUCAAUAUUUGUCAGCCGGAAACGAAACGGUUCGAUGAUUUGCCGUUUUCAUUUGAUGGGAAACCAGCACCAAUCGGACACAUGCCCAAUCCCUCGCACCCAAAAUCCCGUGCAUCGACCGCCUCGCCCCGUCGUUCAUAGAAUUUAGCACCAGGCGACUAUCGCACUGGGCACGCAUGCGGUCAUAUGCAUCCACCAUAGAGCAGUCCGCGAAUGUUUCCUGCCGGCUCGCCUUAGUUCGUGGCAGUUCGUCAUAUGAUGCUGCGAUGAAGGGGGAGAUGAACCAAUUAGCGCGGGGGAAGGGCGUAAUAUCCACCAACUGUUUGUGAGGAACCGAUGGCCAUUAUAUAGCGCUGCAAAGGCACUGCCCACCC